This is a messenger RNA of Calypte anna (Anna's hummingbird), 4037 nucleotides long. It is a transcript of the gene MICU3, whose product is annotated as mitochondrial calcium uptake family member 3. The transcript is spliced from 15 exons. Gene Ontology annotation, molecular function: calcium ion binding. Gene Ontology annotation, cellular component: uniplex complex. NCBI's taxonomy places the organism in Eukaryota, Metazoa, Chordata, Aves, Apodiformes, Trochilidae. Bases 33 to 1523 code for a protein of 496 amino acids. Gene Ontology annotation, biological process: calcium import into the mitochondrion; mitochondrial calcium ion homeostasis. The record is from RefSeq and is a predicted model, not a curated record.
CGUCCGUCUGGCGCUGGGGCGGAGCGGCGGCCAUGGCCGCUCUGCGCACCCUCUUGCGUUGGCGUCGCCGUUUGGGCCCCGCGCCCGGUGCGCAGCCGACGCGGAGGCUGUGGGCCGGUUGCGGGACCGGGGCGGCGGGGCUGAGGCGCUGGCGGCGGGAGCUAGGCUGGGCGGCGGGGGGAGCUCUGGUCGGCUACAUGGGGUACCGGCUGUCCGACCGGCGGCGGGAGCCCUCCCGGGAGCCGGCAGCCACCGAGCUGAGCAGGGCACGGGCGCUGCUCCCCAUCCCCGUGGCGGCCGCUGCCAAGGAGACGGUUACAGAAGAGAGAUCAGACCUUGAAGAUUUACACCUUUAUGCAACUCCUCGGGAGCAACGGUUUCGUACGUUUGCCAGUUUAGAAUUUGAAGGACAGCUGUAUAUGACUCCAUAUGACUUCAUUCAGGCAGUCACAAGUGAUGAACCCAAACGUGCUAAAAAGCGGCGAUCCCUUUCAAAGCAGGAACUGAAUCAGAUCCUUAUGGAAACACCACCAGUUUGGAAAGGAUCAUCCAAACUUUUCCGUAAUCUUAAUGACAAAGGUGUGAUAUCUUACACAGAAUAUUUAUUCCUCUUAUGUAUUUUAACAAAGCCACAUGCAGGUUUUAGAAUUGCUUUCAACAUGUUUGAUACUGAUGGCAAUGAGAUGGUCGACAAAAAGGAGUUCUUAGUGCUACAAGAGAUUUUUAGGAAAAAAAAUGAGAAGAGAGAAAGAAAAGGAGAUGAAGAAAAACGUGCAAUGCUGCAUCUUCAACUUUAUGGAUAUCACCCCUCUACUAGCAGUGUUCUUAAAACUGAAGGAGAUGACCUUGUCCCCAGAAGCUAUUGGGAUACUUUGAGACGUAGCACAAGCCAAGCACUCUUUUCGGACCUUGCAGAGCGUGCUGAUGAUUUUGCAAGUUCACUGUCAGAUACAACACUGCUUGUACACUUUUUUGGCAAGAAAGGAAAGGCUGAACUGAACUUCGAAGAUUUUUAUAGGUUUAUGGAUAACCUACAAACUGAGGUUCUAGAGAUAGAAUUCCUUUCCUACUCUAACGGGAUGAGUACCAUCAGUGAGGAAGACUUUGCCCAUGUUCUUUUGAGGUAUACAAAUGUGGAAAAUACAUCAAGUUACCUGGAAAAUUUGCGCACGAUUCCUGAAGAAAAGGGUAUCACAUUUGAUGAGUUUAGAUCAUUUUUCCAAUUCUUGAACAAUCUAGAAGACUUUGCAAUUGCAAUGCAAAUGUAUAAUUUUGCAAGUCGUUCCAUAGGUCAAGAUGAGUUCAAACGUGCUGUGUACGUAGCCACAGGUCUGAAGCUUUCACCACAUUUGGUAAACACAGUGUUCAAGAUUUUUGAUGUUGACAGAGAUGACCAGUUGAGUUACAAAGAAUUUCUUGGCAUUAUGAAAGACAGACUCAAUCGAGGGUUUAGGGGCUACAAACCCAUACAGAGAUACACUACAUUCAAAUCCUGCGUGAGGAAGGAGCUCUAUAGCAGAUAAGUGACGGAGACUCCAAAGUAUGGUUUGAAGGAAUAUUACUCUUGUGUGAUGACUGUAACCAGUGAACACCUAAGAGAUCUGUGGAAGCAAUUUCGGAGGCAAGAUAUGCUGAGAUAAAUGCAGACAGAAGGAUUAUCUGACUAGAACUGACUAGAACUAUUUCUUCCUGUGAAUUUUAAUGAAGAACAAACUAACCCAGGUGUCACGCUUUAGCAGUGGCCCAGCAAUUGAACUGAAUAACAGAUGCUCUCUGUUACCCCCCUCCCCUCCCUGAUAAAGAAAGGAGAGAGAAUAAGGGAGAGAGCAUUUUGGAGAAUCUUCAUCUGCAGUAGGAAACACAGGACUUCUUUUCCACUUCAUGUAGUGAUCAGUUCUUAAAACAGCUUUUAAGUAUGGUUUUAUUUAAACAACAAACUGUCACCUGAUUGGCAGAAGUCUUUUUUAAGAAAUGCAUUUUUAAUAUUACUUUUUUUUUAUUUUGAGAUAUGUUUGUGCAUUUAAAAGAAAACAAAAAUAAGUUUUACACCUGGGUAGGUAAAUGUUAUGGCAAUUAAAAGAAACUGUCCCACAUCAGCUUAAACUGUGAAUUUGCUUUCAGAAGAACGCUGUUGAAAGUUGGUGCUAAACUGGGAAUGAGAAUACACUAAGUAGCAUAACAAAUAUAGAUGAGUUGAAUGUAUAGAUUAAACUCUUAGAGGCUAACAAAGUUGUUACCUUAAAAAGAGUAAAGCUUUUGUGGUUAUAAUGUGAAUGAUAGGUAUUUACCAGGAAAGGUACUGUAUGGUCUAUUAUACUGUAUGGUAUAAUGUCCAGAUUUUCCAAGUCUUACCAUUAUCUUUAUUAAUUUAUCCUUUAAAAAAAUAGUUCAGAUUUUAAGAUGUCUUAAAAGCAGUAUGUUGGGAAAAAAAAAAGUAAAAAUAUUCUAAUUCAUGUUUAUUAACACAAUUUUAAUAUUUAUUAUAAAAUUUAUUGAUAUAGCUGUAAAUUCACUGUUAUAUCUCUAGUAGAGUAAAAUUUCAUGUUUUUCUUGUGAAUAGUGCACUUUUAUAUGAAAUAAGAUGUGGCUCCAAGUAGAAAUUAUAGUUGUUUAAUUUGCUACUCUGGAAUGCAGUCUCUGAGAAAUACAUAAAUAACUUGUGUUUGUGCCAAACAAAAAGGCAAAGCAGAGCAUGAAUGCAUGCAGCACUACAGAGCAACACUCACUAAAUAAUAUUAUGUUAAUAUUACACAUCAACUAUUAGACAUAAAUUAGACCUUACAAAGGUUAUGGAGACUACAGGCCAUCAGUACCUGCUAUGCCCUUUCAAGCUGUAGAUUUAGGUGUUACUGAAGCAGUGAUAAGGACAUUGUUAUGUUUGGUUCUCCUCAAAUUUUUUUCUUUGCUACUCAGCAACAGUGGUUUUUCCAUACUCCCUUUCAAGGUGAUUAUUAGGCACUGUGAAUUAAACCUAAACAAAACGGAGCACGGUGUCUCCAUGCUUGGACAUUAAAUAAGUUUGUAUUGAUUUAGGAACAAACUGCCCUGAAAGAUUUGGAGCUGAAUACACACACACUAAAACUAGUAUCAAUAUAUUGUUAACAGAAAUCAAAUGUUUGGUGAAGUCCGAAAAUUAAAAUAGAACCAAAACAAUCACUUUUAAUCUUUUAUUACUCCAAAUACCUGUAAACACACUUCUUAAAAUUGCAUUUAGUGCACGUGUUGCUCAAAUACUGUUUUACAUUACAUAUUAAAAGAUGUACAGCAUUCCUGUAAGUACACCUAAAUUUAGAAAUAUUUAAUUUCUAAUAAGAUAUACCUCUUCUAAAAAAUCAAAACAAAAUGAAAAGGAAGUUGUUUUUUAAGAAAUUCUACUCUGGGAAUCUUGGGGGAAAGAAUGUGCUAGGUGUGGCUUAACAGUUCAGAAAACAUUUGAAGGAUGCUACUUUAGUAAACAUUUCAUGAUGAAUACUUACCAGAUUUCCACCUUGGCAUCCUUAAACUAACAAGAAAAUCCAAUCAAUUGGGACAAAGACACAGCAGAACAUGGGUAAGCUUAAGUGCCUGUGUGAUCAUUUAGGGCAUUAAUUGUAUCCAAUGUAUCAUCUUGGUACACAGAACUGUCUCACUGCUUCUUGUCAGCAUAAGCAAAACCCAAUUUACUACUUCAGUGAUGAAGGACAGAAAAUGGGAAGAAAGGAUAGGGAGUUACUGAAGGGGUUCCCCUCCUUCCUCUUCAUUCACCACUGCCCAUUCACAGUGACCCUCUCCUUGGAGAGAGCAGCAGCUCCAUCAUCAUUUUGCUCCUCCACUGCCCUAGGCAAUAGUGCACUUUGCUUUUAUGGCUGGCUUGAGACAACUUUAUCAUUUUUCUAUGUAUUUCCUAACUAUAGUCACUUAUUAUAAAAUAGAAUGUGAAAGUGUCAGAUUAGGUUUUAAGAGUAUUUUUCUCAUAUUUAAUAGUAAGUUAUUUAAUAUAAAUGUGAAUAUAUGCAUAUAAUCCUGUUUAUCUCAAAAUAAAUGCACUUGAAACUUUC